Molecule: messenger RNA, 1257 nt
Organism: Symbiodinium natans
Lineage: Eukaryota; Dinophyceae; Suessiales; Symbiodiniaceae
Source: the annotation of a GenBank genome assembly
AUGUCCGCGCGCAUCGCGGCCCUGGAGCUGCGCCCCAACCACAGCGGCCCAUCCCACAGCGGUGAGCGCCGGAGCAGCCACUCCAUCUGGAAGGGGUCUUCGGAUGAGCCGGGCUCCAACAAGCACAGCGUGCUUUCCAACUACACCAACAACUCGGCAAACUCUGCCACGCCCACGGCGACUGCGACCACCAUCCAGGUGGAGGUGGAGGAGACGGAAGAGAUGGAGGAGAUUUCCGUUAGCUUCGAGGAGUCGGCUUGGAGCAUUCCAAUGGUCAUCGGCCUCGUGCGUGCUGGCCGUUUCGACAUGGCCUACGCCGUGGUUCUGCUCCUGGUGAACUGUGCCAUGCAGAUAAUGUUCGCGCUCAUCCUCCUCGAUGACGGGUUCAUGGGUGACGACUUCGCGAUGCAGAAGCUCAAUGCCCAGAUCUGGAGGACAAGCGUCGCCCACGACUACAAGUACAUGGACCUUGCGGAAACGAGCCUCGUGACGCGGGUGUGCAACGGCGACGGUGCGCUCAUCUUGUCAACGAAGCAGGCUUCCCUGGUGGAGCAGAUCAACAUGUACUUGAAAAUGGACACCGACCAGUUCAUGCCGGACGAUUUCGGGCCGGGCGUUCUGCUGUGUAUGCUGUGCAUCCUGCUCUGGAGCUUGUGCGUGUACAAGGAGUUCCGGCACAUCUGGCUCGCGGUGGCCGGCGCGGUGAACAUCCCAAGGUCCCGGCGCACCAACUUCACCGAAGGCACCUUCCAUCAGAUCUCCUGGGGUCGCUUCUGCGUCUUCUUGGCCACGAACUUCACGCGCGUAGCGGUGGCCAGUGUGCUGCUGGUGGCGGGCAUUCUGUGGCUGGCUCGCACCACUUCGAUCUCGGAGCUGAUGCUCAACGCGGUGGCUCUCAACGCCAUCCUGGAUGUGGACGAGUUCCUGUUCAAUGGCCUCACUCCGAUGAAGUUUCAGCACGCCAUUCAGAGCCUGAGCCCCUUGACCAUCAAGUACAGCCGCCGGAGAAGCGAGUGGGAGUCGAGUGUGCAGUGCCUCCUCUUGAUUGGGACCAUCGUGGUGCCUUACAUGCUGCUGGUGAAGCCCUUUGGUGAGACCAUGGUGGAAGUGAAGGAGCUCCUGUGUGGCGGAAACCAGACCUUCGUGGUCCAUCACAACUCGGACACCCAGCUGACGUAUGGCCUGAUCACCCGGGGCGGUCGAGGCAACUCCGAGAACCUCUCCAUCAGCGAGAUUGCUGCGACUUCGUUGCCCUAA